This is a messenger RNA of Tachysurus fulvidraco (yellow catfish), 6365 nucleotides long. RefSeq names its product cadherin 4, type 1, R-cadherin (retinal) (gene cdh4). The transcript is spliced from 20 exons. Gene Ontology annotation, biological process: calcium-dependent cell-cell adhesion; adherens junction organization; homophilic cell-cell adhesion. The record is from RefSeq and is a predicted model, not a curated record. Gene Ontology annotation, cellular component: adherens junction; plasma membrane; catenin complex. NCBI's taxonomy places the organism in Eukaryota, Metazoa, Chordata, Actinopteri, Siluriformes, Bagridae. Gene Ontology annotation, molecular function: cadherin binding; calcium ion binding. The coding region runs from base 184 to 3459 and encodes 1091 amino acids.
AUAUCCCUCUUGCCCAUGUGCGCUCGUUAGUAGGAGGGGUGUCUUGGUGAUGCUGAGUUGUACAGAGACCUGCAGUCGGGGCGCAAGACGAGCCAGGACGCGAUACUCUUUCCAUCUCUUUCACAUCCUUUAACAGAGGAAUUACCGGCGAUUUAAGAGGAACUGAUUGAAUCGGGGCCGAAAAUGAAAGUCGGCUUUGUUCUUCCUCUGGCGUGCGCUUUAGUCCUGAAAAGCUCACUGGACACUGCCGGAAGUCUGAAUGUGGAUGCAUGUAGACUCGGAUUCACCCAGAACUUCUACACUGUGUUUAUCUCACGGGAGCAGCUGCAGGGUCACACCAUUGUCAAACUGAUAUUCGAGGCUUGUCACCUGAAUGAGAGGAUCAGCUUCAAGAGCAGUGACCCCAGAUUCGGCGUCGGACCCGAUGGAUCUCUGUACGCAGAGAAAGACGUGACAGACCUGUCCGAGCCCAUCCAGUUCAUGGUGACGGCUCAGGGGAGCAAAGACUCAGACGUCUGGGAGACGAUCGUUAAACUGGUCUUCACCAGACACCCACAUCCUCCUUUCAUAAACCAGGUCGCUUCCCAUCACAACCGCUACCACCAUCUCAUUCUACAGCAGCCAGGAUUUUCCACCAAUGGGCUACACGGGAAAACACGAGAUUGUGUCAUUUCACCUAUCAGUGCAUCUGCAAACCCCAGGAGAGACUUUCCACUAUUUUUCGCCACAGGGAGAGCUGGAGGUCCGACUGUGGAUCCAUGCAGAGCCGGAUUCUCCCAGAACUUCUACACUGUCUUUAUCCCAAGGGAGCAGUUGCAGGGCCAGAGCAUUGUCAAAGGUACCCUGCUGUCAUCAGCUCAUGUGAAGUUCGAGGCUUGUCAUAUAAAGGAGAGGAUCAUCUUCGAGAGCAGUGACCCCAAAUUCAGCGUUCAUCCGGACGGAUCUCUGUACGCAGAGCAGGAUGUGAUGAACCUGUCCGAACCCAUCCAGUUCAUGGUGACGGCUCAGGGGAGUAAAGACACGCAAAUCUGGGAGACGACCGUGAAACUGGCCAUUGCCGGACACACACUCCCUGUCCUCAUGAACCAGAUUGUUGAUGAAACUGGUUACCACUCAAGAUCCCACCACAGUCACUACUCCAAUCCCAGAGUUAUCAUGUUUCCACGUCGACACCAGCGAAGCUCCUCCACCAAUGGGCUGCGCCGUCAGAAGAGAGACUGGGUCAUUCCUCCCAUCAAUGUGCCUGAGAACUCUAGAGGACCCUUUCCACAAAUGCUCGUCAGGAUCCGCUCGGACCAGGAUAAAGAGAUUGAAAUCCGGUACAGCAUAACGGGAGCUGGAGCUGAUCAGCCGCCAAGUGAUGUCUACAUCAUCGACCCCAUCACCGGGAAAAUGUCCGUCACCAAACCGCUGGACAGAGAAGACCGAGCCUCCUACCAUCUGAGAGCUCAUGCAGUGGAUGUCAACGGAAAUCAGAUGGAACCUCCGAUCGAUCUGUACAUUUACGUCAUCGACAUGAACGACAACAGACCCGAGUUUCAGAACCAGGUCUAUAAUGGAUCCGUUCCUGAGGUCUCCAAACCAGGAACGUCUGUGAUGCGUGUUACGGCGAUCGAUGCCGACGACAGUACGAUGCCCAACGGUCUUGUGCACUACAGGAUCCUGAACCAGAGUCCACACAUCCCCAUUCCCAACAUGUUCACCAUCAACGGAGCUACGGGCGAGAUCAGCACCAUCGCAGCAGGCCUGGACAGAGAGAAAGUGUCUCAGUACACACUGAUCAUUCAGGCCACAGACAUGGAGGGCAGCCUAAACUUUGGCCUCUCCAACACGGCGACUGCUCUCAUCACCGUCACUGACAUCAACGACAACGCGCCUGAGCUCGACGCCAAAACGUUCCUGGGCGAGGUGCCGGAGAACGCGGUGGGUGUUGUCGUGGCCAAUCUGACCGUGCGUGACAGAGACCAGCCUCACACACCCAACUGGAAUGCGGUCUACAGGAUAGUGGGUGGAGACUCCAUGGGCCACUUCACCAUCCACACUGACGAGGUCACCAAUGACGGCAGAGUCACUGUUAUCAAGCCAGUGGACUACGAGAGGAACGGCGCCUUCAUGUUGACCGUGGUGGUAUCUAAUCAGGUGCAUCUGGCCAGUGGCAUCCCUUCAUCUCUCUCGUCCACGGCAGGCGUCACCAUCUCCGUGCUGGAUGUGAACGAGGCUCCCGUCUUCCCCUCCAACCCCAAAAUAAUCCGCUUUGAGGAGGGAGUACCUGCUGAUACCACGCUCACCAUAUUCGCUGCUCAGGAUCCGGACCGCUUUAUUCAGCAGACCGUCAGGUAUUCUAAACUGUCUGAUCCUGGAAACUGGCUCAGAAUCAACAGGACAAAUGGCCAGAUCAUGACGACGGCCAUAUUGGACCGGGAAUCACCUUACGUGAAAAAUAACGUUUAUGAAGCGAGUUUUCUCGCUGUAGAUAAUGGGUCUCCUCCUGCGACAGGAACAGGCACUCUGCAGAUCUAUCUGAUAGAUGUAAAUGAUAAUGUACCAGUGCUGGUGCCCAGAGAGGCCCAGUUGUGUGAGAGGUCACGACCCAGCUCCAGGAUCAACAUCACAGCCUCGGAUGCUGAUUCUGAGCCCAAUGCCGGGCCAUAUGUCUUCGAGCUGCCCUCGUUCCCGCCCUCUGUUCGCCGCAACUGGACCGUCUCACGUCUGAAUGGUGAAUAUGCUCAGCUCAGGCUGAGGAUCCCAUACCUGGAGGCAGGUGUGUAUCGUGUGCCCAUCCUGGUAUCAGACUCAGGCAACCCUCCCCUAACAAACCGCUCCAUCAUCAGGGUGAAGGUGUGUCCCUGUGAUGAGCAUGGAGAUUGUACUUCACUUGGAGCAGUGGCAUCUGCAAGUCUGGGCACGGGCGCCAUCAUCGCCAUCCUUAUCUGUAUCAUAAUCCUGCUCAGCAUGGUGCUGUUUUUUGUGGUGUGGAUGAAGCGGAGAGAAAAGGAGCGACAGACCAAACCGCUUCUUAUUGACCCUGAGGAUGAUGUUAGGGACAACAUUUUGAAAUAUGAUGAGGAGGGAGGUGGAGAGGAGGAUCAGGACUAUGAUCUGAGCCAGCUACAGCAGCCUGAGACUCUUGAGCACAUCAUGAGCAAACCAGGGGGAGUGAGGAGAGUAGAUGAGAGGCCAGUCAUCCCGGAGUCCCAGUAUCCCAUACGCCCCAGCAUACCUCAUCCCGAAGACAUUGGAGAGUUUAUCACUGAUGGGCUGCGAGCAGCGGAUAAUGACCCGACGGCUCCCCCAUACGAUUCUCUGCUCGUGUUUGAUUAUGAGGGAAGCGGCUCGACAGCCGGCUCAGUCAGCUCGCUCGACUCGUCCAGUUCAGAAGAGCAAGACUACGACUACCUCAACGACUGGGGGCCGCGCUUUAAAAAACUGGCCGACCUCUAUGGCGGCGGGGACGACUGAGGGUGGAGCUCCGGGGAUAAGAGAGGGGCCAAGGGGAGGAGCCCGCAGGAGCAAGUCAGCAUCUCGGUUCGUUUCACAGAAGAGCCAUAGGAGCCUGAGCAUUCCUGCACAAGACAGUGUAAAACGGCGGGAGUUUUUUUUUUUUUUAAAGGGACCAUUGCUGCUUUCUGCAAGUGUGUUUCUCUCUGUCGUUUUUUGUUUUUUUUUGUCCUCUGCGCUGGCAAGUUUUUUGUUGUGAAUUUUGCUUUGGCUGUCUGGAGAGUUGCGACAGCCCUGGUACGAGAGACUAUGUACUUCAUGAGCUCUGAUACAGAAAACAAGGUCUGUGCGCUUUUUCCGUCUGUAUCAUUUCAGCUCUUACGAGAGCAGGACGAUUUUAUCCACUCUCUCAACUUGAAUUUUUUUUUUUGAUAAGCACUGUCAUUGCUCAAGUGCCUUUUUGUGGUGUUUUUUGUACCAGAGACUCCUCAGGGUCAGCUGCUGUUUUAAGCCCAUUUUCAUUGCAGCGGUACACUCCCUCGUUCCCUUGGUCCCUCACCUCCAUGUUUACUUGUCCUCUAUCAAUGGUGCAGGAAAAAUAAACUUGACCAUGGAGAUGAAAGACAAUUUCCUCUGUUAGCAAACGUGCUAAAAAAAAAAAAAAAAGAAAGAAAAUACAAAAAGGGGUACAUCUAAUUUUUUGGAAACUGACAUGUAGGACUUGGUGUCCCCAUGUAUGAAGAUGUAUGAAAAUGUGGUUGUAAUUACAAGACCAAACAAUUUAGCGGCUUCGACAGCUAAAGGAGAUGAAAUGUGACCGCUUUUGUGGACGUUUCUUUUACAACGAACCAAAAUCAAAAUCUGAAGAAGAAAAAAAAAAAAGAGACAAAAUAUUAUGUAGAAUGCCUUUAUGCUCAGACACUUGCCUGCCUUGUUUUUGCGCUGCUUUCUAAUUCGUCCCAGUCCGAGCAGGCAAGCAGUCAGACUGAGACUUCCGGUUAAAGUGGCGUCUGUGCUUAAAGGACUGCAUCACGGGAGGAGCAUUUUAUUCAUCUUGAAAUUUCCCCUUGUCAAGGUUUUUCGGUUGCUGGAAUUGUACAUGCAUGAUUUCUCUCAAGAGCGGCAUCUCUAAUCAGCCGCACAUGUUCCUUGUGGUCAGAAUGUGAAAAGUAGUUGGCAAAGAACAUAUGAUAUACAGAACAAGUAUAACCUGUAUAGUUAAAAAAAAUGACUUGAAGAAAUGCUGUAAAUACAUAUUUUUUGGAAUUAUUACCCGAACAUUUGCUGCUCUCGAGGUCCUUGCGGGGCUAAAUGAGAAAUUUUUUUGCCCUUGUGGUUUUAUGUCAUUGUGUGCGUGUGUGUGCGCGGCUUCACGUUUGCGGUUUUGCUCUUCACAGUCUACAUUCUCUUCUGCCGUGUUUUUUAUAAUGUUACUUACUAGUUUCAAUUUUAGUUCUUUUGUUCUUUCUAUAUGAGCAGCAUUUCUAAUCACACCUGCUUCUAAUGUUGUGUGCUUGAGUUACUUGCCCAUCCACCUAAACCAUUACUGGAUUUGUGCUUUAGAAAAUAAAAACGUCUUUUAUUCAAAAAAAAAAAAAAAAAAAUUGUUGCUGCCUAGUGUUGUACUCUACAAAUAAUGUCCUUCUUGUCUUUGCCAUUAUUUAAGUAUGACCUGAAAUGCUAGAGUUUCUAGUUUUGGCCAAUAGAAAUUAAUGGUGAUACGCCAAUAAUUCUUGUCAUCUUCAGACUCAGCCAUUUUCACAGAUGAUUUUCUGAGCAGCAUAAUCAAAAAACUUUAAUUACCAGUGUGUAGUUCACACCUGUGAGUUUGCCAGAUGUUUCAUGUCAUGGGGUCACCAGCAUCCAGACCACUGCCUCUAAACAUGAGCAUUUUCCUUUAAACCUGAAAAAAAAUGGAGACAGGAUAUGUGGACUGAAGAUGAUGAUUGUAUAUUCUUUUAUGGAACAGAAAGCUUAAGCAAGCAAGCACUAAAAACAUCUUAUACGAGUCUCGUACAUUGCUAAUGGUCCGUGGACCUUUAGGUCUUUCAGUUUUCGUUUCAGAAAGAGAUUUUAAAACAUGAACAACAUUUCAUCAUUUCAAAUCAUCUCUUAAUAAUCAAAAACAAACAAUGCAAAAACAUGCCAUUUUCCUGUUUCAUCUUUUCUGCAUUAAAAUAAAGAAAAUUGCAAGAGAACAAAACAGAACAAUUUUUCUACACAUUAUGCUGAUUAUACACACACACACACACACACACACACACACAAAAAAAACAAUACCAGAAAUUGACGCCCACAAACACACAGCCAUUUUACUCAGGCACCACUUAGACACACUAAACCAGCUUAGCCUGAGACCAGUUACGCUAAUGUCAUUUUAAAUAUGGCACAUAAGGUCUGUCAACUUGAUUUAUGUUAGAGUACAUGAGGAAACAUUGGGGUUUUCCUCUAGGAAUGGAAGAUUUUUUUGCAGAGCAAGGCUUGAGGUUAUAUGUUAAAAUUCAACUCUAGUUACCUCACUACUUAUCUAAGCUAUAUACAUUACACAUCAUCUCACUGUUAUACUGUUUCAUAAUUACAGUAAAUCCAACUUGGUGUGAAUGAACCAUCAAAUCCUUUACCAUGACAGCAGAGGCACAUCUGGUGAGUCACCUACAGCCAUACAACUGGUAUAUUGAAGCAGUAUGUAAAAUGUAGAUACAAUAGAUUAAAUACAUAAUCAGAUAAACUAACUAUUGACACUAGAGAGUAAUUCUAACAUCUCAACUCGGAAAGCUUUCCGACCUCAAGGUCCAAAAGUGAGUUGGAGUGAGUGAGGACUCGGGUUUAAUUCAGCGAAAAAAUGUAUUUUUUUCUUGUGGAAAACCUCAUAUGUUUACAUGUUGUAUCAACUUUUUGUAUCAUAUCCAUAACAUUAAAAUUCACAC